This is a messenger RNA of Rotaria sordida, 702 nucleotides long. NCBI's taxonomy places the organism in Eukaryota, Metazoa, Rotifera, Eurotatoria, Philodinida, Philodinidae. The record is from the annotation of a GenBank genome assembly.
AUGCUAUUUCCACCUUCAAUGAAUCCGAUAGACCGUGGAGUAGCACUUCGUGGAGACGAAGUGGUUUGGACCGAUGGGAUUAUACCGUAUGAAAUUGCAUCAGGAUAUGCUUCGGCACAAGAAAAAUUUAUUAUUGCUUCGAUGGAAAAACUCGAACGUUUGAUAGCAAUCAAUAAUGUACAAUGUAUUCGGUUUCGACCUAGAAUUUCUUCUGAUCCAUAUUAUAUUACGAUUGUUAACGGAUUCGGUUGUUCAUCCCAUGUUGGACAAAAUACCGGUGUUGAUAUGAUUCGCCGAGUGACACUACAAUAUCCAGGCUGUUUUCUUGAAGCCAUCAUAAUGCAUGAACUAUUGCAUACACUAGGCUUCUUUCAUGAACAGUCACGACCGGAUCGUGAUGAUUAUAUUAAAGUCAAUUAUGAAAAUAUAAUACCAGGUAGAGAACACAACUUUGAAAAAUAUAAUAACACUGUAGUCGACAUGCUAAAUACAUCCUAUGAUUAUGAAUCAGUGAUGCACUAUCCAUCGAAUGCAUUUUCUGUGAAUAAUCAUUCAACAAUCGAGCCACUUCAACCAAAUGUUACAAUUGGUCAACGUUUCAAUUUAAGUUCGAUCGAUAUACUAGAAGUUCGAAUAUUGUACAACUGCUUAGACACUGGAGUUACAUUGCCACCAACUACAACAACCACAACAGGUAACUAG